Molecule: messenger RNA, 1497 nt
Organism: Stylonychia lemnae
Lineage: Eukaryota; Ciliophora; Spirotrichea; Sporadotrichida; Oxytrichidae
Source: the annotation of a GenBank genome assembly
AUGAGGUAGAAGAGUGUCUAUAUUAUAAAUGGACAAAGUGGAGGCUAAAUUUCAUAAUAAGACGCCUUAAAGACUUUCUCAUGGAUUGUUAGAAGGUUAUAUCAGAUACAAAACUAAAGAAAUCUUAAGAUAUUUGACUAAAACGGUGAUGAAAUCAGUGAUUAUUUAGAAGAAGAAGCUAAAAGAUAGGAUUGGGAGUAAAUUAAGUCAGACUAUUUAUCUUUGCAAGCUUAGGAUGGAGAAGAAAUACAAGAUUUUGAGAAAAAUGCUUUGGACGAGAUUUAGCAGCAGAAAGGUGAUCUUUAGGUUCUGGAAAGAGUGUUUAAAUAACAAAAAUCUAAGGUCUUAAAUCUUAGAACAUAAAUCGAUGAAAUUGAAUCCCAAAACUCACGAGUUGUUUAAGAGGAGCAAAAUUAUAAAAAACUUUAUGCUGAACUAAAGUAGCUUACAAACUACAUCAAAAUUGAUAACAGCCAAUAAAGCUUUUUGUUGAAGGGUGCAGACUUUAAUGAUGAUAGCUAAAUCUAGUAAAUAGUCCAAAUUUUGGAUAACCUUAAGCUCUCACUUCAGGAUAAAAGCAUUACAGAUAUCUAGUAUACCUAAGAUAUGAAUGCUUCUUUACUUAAACUUAAAUAAAAAGUUAUAAUCAGAUUUACUGAAGCCAUUUCCAAAAGACUAAAGAAAAUGGAAUAAGAUAAGAUUUCAUAGUUUGGUUUGAUAAGUAAAGAUUUUGUAAAUUAUUUGGGUAAAAGAGAACCUAUAUUAGCUAAAUUAGCUGAAAUUAGUAUUUGUUAAACAUAAAAAGGUGUCUAUCAUGAAAUUAAUGGUCUACUUAACAGAUUUUACAGAGUUAUAAGCGAAGAAUUUUCCUAAUUCAUGUAAAAUAAAAAAUUUUAAGAGCUCAAAGAUACGCUUAAACAAGACAUAGUUGGAACAUAUAAAUUAGAUUUGCCUUCUAAAUAACCGAAAUCAUUAUAAAAUUUUCUAUGUGCUCUUACUAAAGAUUAACUCAAAAAAUCUGAAAGUAGUACUCUUGAUGUAGAUGUAGGUAAAUUCUGCAUUGAAUUACUCUAAUCAAUUCAAUUCUUUGAAUCAGUAUUUUUCAACUUUUUCGAAUGUGGUGAAAUGUAAUUAUUGAAAGAUGGAGAUAAAUCUUUUAACUAAUUCAUUGAGAUUUGCCUUUAAGAUUUGUAUGACUAAUAAUAGCAAAUGAUCGGUGAAUUAAUGAAGAUUAAUCCAUUUACCUUAUAUACCAUUGCAUCAUUAGCUUAAAUUAUUUGUGAAAGCAUGCAGAAGAAAAAAGUCAAAAGAUAAUUGACAAAGUAUAUAUUAAAGAAUAAGACCCUAGAUUUCAAGUCAAUUAAAAAUUUAUUUUUCUAGGAGAUUUAUUAAAAGCUAUCAGAGAGUGCCUUACAAGCAUUUCAAGAUUAUAUUACUUCAAAACAAGAGGAUUGGCAAUAAACUGAUAAAUCAGAUCUUGAUUAAGUAAUGUUAUGA